CACUGGGUACAUUCUCUGUGUUAUAUUUAUUAAAUUUUUAUCACGUAUAUGGCUAAUAUCCUAAGUCAAGCAAUACAAAUGUGUGGAUUAUCCAAGAUUUUCUUAAUAUAUACGUGAAUGAAUACAUAUAACUGUACAACACAAACACUUGAUUUGAGCCAGCACCAUGUAGCACUUGUACCAGGCUCAUCUAAAUAUGUGGUUCAGUCGAGACAACACGCGAAAGAAAUGCAAUUCCAUACCUGUUAUAGGCCUCCUGCGUUGGAUACGUGCCCCGUAGCUGGAAGAGCUUGAGAAUGUGCGACAUAUCUACAUGGUUAUGAUUCUCAAAUGCUUCGAGGGGUACCCAAC
This is a messenger RNA of Babjeviella inositovora NRRL Y-12698, 351 nucleotides long. RefSeq lists its product as uncharacterized. The record is from RefSeq and is a predicted model, not a curated record. The transcript has a single exon. The coding region runs from base 118 to 294 and encodes 58 amino acids. Lineage: Eukaryota; Fungi; Ascomycota; Pichiomycetes; Serinales.